GAUAUCGUGCAGUCGUAUAAAGCGUUAUCAACUGAUAUUUUUUCUGUGGCCACAGUCGCUUCCCCUAUUUCUAUUGUGAGAUGCUGAUGGCGGUAUGUACAACAUGAAAAGGAAUGGCACUUAGGCCAUAUUGACAUUACGAUCUUGAAAAUGUCAAAGUUCAUCCGUAGAUUCGUGCUUGGGAGGGAUGUGUUUUGUGAAAAACAGAAAUUAUUGAAUUAAAAAUGAUGUGUGAAGUGUAAUGUAGUGUUCCUACUAUUUGGAUCUGUUGAGAAUAUGUUUCAUUAUAUUGGAUGUUCGAAGUAAAUUACAAAAAUGUUGAUUAAAGAGUACCGGAUACCACUACCUCUCACUGUAGAGGAAUACAGGAUUGCACAGCUGUAUAUGAUUGCUAAAAAGAGCAGAGAGGAAAGUUCUGGUGAAGGUAGUGGUGUGGAGAUUUUAGUUAAUGAACCAUACGAAGAUGGUCCUGGCGGAAAAGGUCAGUACACUCAGAAAAUUUAUCAUGUUGGUAGCCAUUUACCCGGCUGGUUUAAAAGUUUACUUCCAAAAUCUGCCUUAACAGUUUCCGAAGAAGCUUGGAACGCUUAUCCUUAUACAAAAACCAGAUACACAUGUCCAUUUGUUGAAAAAUUUUCACUAGAAAUAGAAACUUAUUAUUAUUCUGAUAAUGGCCACCAAGAAAAUGUCUUCAAUCUAACUGGAAGUGAUUUAAAAAGUAGAAUAGUUGAUGUUAUUGAUGUUUGUAAAGAUCAGUUAUAUGGUGCUGACUACAUCAAAGAAGAGGAUCCCAAAUUAUUUCACUCACAAAAAUGUAAUAGAGGACCGCUUACUGAUAACUGGCUUGAAGAAUAUUGGAGUGAAGUACAAGGCAAGCCUCAACCCUUGCCAAAUGGAAAGUCGCUCAUGUGUGCUUAUAAACUAUGUAAAGUUGAAUUCAGAUAUUGGGGUAUGCAAACAAAAUUAGAAAAAUUUAUACAUGAUGUUGCAUUACGGAAAACCAUGCUAAGAGCUCAUCGUCAAGCAUGGGCAUGGCAAGAUGAAUGGUAUGGCCUUACAAUGGAUGAUAUAAGAGAGAUUGAGCGCCAAACACAAUUGGCUUUGCAAAAGAAAAUGGCUGGUGAUACAAGUGAUGAACAAGAUCUCUCUGAAGAGAAUUCCAAGUCUCUGGCAGCUACAAUGAGCAGUUUGGAAAAGAAUGAAGAUGUGCCGACACCAAUGGUUACAAAGAAAAACACUGAAAAAAGAAUUCAAAAGCAUCUGACACCUGAAGGAACCCCACCAUCAGAACACAAAUCGUCUAAAACUAAUCUUAGAUCAUCUUCAUCUGGGUCUAUUAAAAGUUUACAAGCACAAGCUGCUAACUGGAGAAUGGAAACUCUUGUUAGAGAAUCAGAAACAGAAACAGGUUCAGAAGAUGAGUUCUAUGACUGUGAAUCCUCAUUUAAUAAAUGGUCUUCCAUGUGUUCUCUUGAUGAAGCUGACAUUGACAUUUCACCAACUCAAGGUGAUAACAGUCAAGAAGAUAGUAUUUUUAAUCCUUCUUUCUUAAAACGUGUGACCUCUGAAAGAGGCUCGCGCAGAAUGGCUAAUCUUCAGAGCCAUCCCAGUGUUGAUGGUUGCCCAGAGACUCCUGUUCAUAGUUCAUGUCCUACUACUGUUUUGAUACUGGUUUUUCAUGCUGGAAGUGUCUUAGAUGCUAAUGUAGAUAUGACAGCCAAAAAAUCGGAUGUCACCACUUUUAAAGGAGCUUUCGAAUCAGUUAUGCGACAGCAUUAUCCGACGCUUAUUGGACACAUAGCCAUAAAACUGGUAUCAUGUCCAUCUAUUUGCACUGAAGCCUUGGGUGUAUUGUCAACACUAAGUCCCUAUAGUUUCGAUUGUUCACCAUCAACUAUUGAAUCUCCGUCAUUAACAAACGAUCUUAUACCUAUUGGUGCUAUACCAUUAAUUGCCACCACAUCUCCAGACUACGCAGAGUCCGUUACAAAAACAAUUAACUCGGCAAACACUACAUACAGUGAAUUUCUCAGAUCUGAUGAUGGAAAAGGAUUUAAUGGACAAGUGUGCAUUGUUGGUGACAGUAUGGGUUCUGUGCUAGCGUAUGAUGCGCUUAUUAGAACUUUACAAUAUCAAUCUAGGCACGACAGUGAGAACAGCAUAUUAGAUACAGAAAUAACUAUCCCAAAUGAUCCAAUGGAACCACAAUACCUCAAUAAGUCUCACUUACAAGCUCCAACUCCUAGGAGGCGCUCAUCUUCCACGAGUGACAACCACAUCAAAUUUGAAUUUGAAGUGAGCGAUUUUUUCACUUUUGGUAGCCCCUUGUCAUUAAUAUUAGCGUCAAGAAAAAUUUCUGACGACAAAUUUCGUGACAUUAUGAAGCCACCGGUACAACAAGUAUUUAACUUGUUUCAUCCAACGGAUCCUGUUGCUUCAAGGCUGGAACCACUACUCUCAGCUAGAUUCACUAAUUUACCACCAAUAAAUGUUGCCAGAUAUACACAAUAUCCUUUAGGCAAUGGUCAGCCUUACCAUUUAAUGGAAUUGAUACAAAGUCAUCCUCAAUUAUUUGGCGAUCACUUGCAAAUGCCGCCGACUCCUGUGUUAAGAAGACUUUCUGAAGCAUCUGUACAAAGUACUGUUAGCGGCCUGGUAGAUAACAUUCCAUUGAUCACUAUGAAUGCUUUGCAGCAAAAAUGGUGGGGAUCUAAAAGAUUAGACUACGCUUUGUACUGUCCUGAAGGAUUGACCAAUUUUCCAACAAACGCUUUACCUCAUCUAUUUCAUGCCAGUUAUUGGGAGAGUUCUGAUGUCAUUGCUUUUAUAUUGCGCCAAAUUGGUCAUUUUGAUUUAGCUCUCUACGGACACUCAGAUGAUAAAGAAUGUUCUAUGUUUAAACCUGGACAAGAAAGAGAAAAAUGGAUGAGAAAACGAACGUCAGUUAAAUUGAAAAAUGUUGCUGCAAACCAUAGAGCUAAUGACGUUAUCGUAAAAGAGGGAUGCCCGCAAACAUUUUCUGCCCGUUUUAUGUACGGUCCACUAGAUAUGAUAACGUUAACUGGCGAGAAAGUGGACAUUUACAUGAUGAAAGAUCCUCCAGCAGGUGAAUGGGCCAUGUUGUCGACUGUAGUAACUGACAAGACUGGAAGGAUAACAUAUACAUUACCAGAAAGGCAAAGUGUCGCUUGCGGGAUAUAUCCAGUAAGAGUAGUUGUUCGAGGUGACCACACGAUGUGUAAUUUUCACCUAGCUGUUGUACCUCCACAAACCGAAUGUGUUGUAUUCAGUAUCGAUGGAUCUUUCACGGCUAGUGUGUCAGUUACUGGCCGAGACCCGAAAGUAAGAGCUGGUGCUGUCGACGUCGUAAGAUUUUGGCAAGAUCUUGGAUAUCUCAUUUUGUAUAUAACCGGGAGACCUGACAUGCAACAAAGAAAAGUAAUAUCAUGGCUGGCUGAACACAACUUCCCACAUGGUUUAGUAUUUUUCUCUGACGGAUUUUCAACUGAUCCGUUAGGACAUAAGGCAGCACAUUUGAACAGUCUGAUAACUGAUCACGGUGUUAUUAUGCACGCGGCGUACGGGUCAGGAAAAGACAUUACUGUAUAUCAUAACUGUGGACUUUCUCCAAAGCAAAUUUAUGCUAUUGGACGAAUUAGUAAAAAGUACAGCAACAUGGCAACGACUCUGAACGACGGUUAUGCUUCACAUUUAGCUGAUCUAAAACAACCUGGAGCUUCGAGACCUGCUAGAGGAAAUGCUCGUCUUCUCGUACCCAGGCGACUGUUAGCCCCCGUGAGCGGUGGGGCCACGUCACGAGUUCGUCGUUAAUUGAGCGUAAAUUUCUAAAAUAGUUUUCCUUAAAACGCUUGAUCUUCCUCGGGUUAGACAGUGUUUGUGAUAGGAUAGUGCUUCAUGUACAAUCGUCGUAUAUUAUCAUAUUAUUUUUUUAGAAUAUUAUUCUGCCCCAAAACAUUGCUAUUGUUUUGACAGACUUCAUCUGUAUGCACAUACUUUUCCGAUUCAGGUCUGAUUAUAAUAUUCAUUCAGAUUUGUGUGAAUAUGAAGAUGUAUAAACAAGUUUUAAAAUUAGAUUAUCGGGUAUGAAGAAAACGCCCAUAAAUUGUUUGUCCGCAAACAUACGUGUAUCUAAAUGUUGAAAUAUUGUAACGACUGGUUUAAUAUUCUAACUGUAAAAACUUGUUACAUACUUCUAUUAACUGAUCAUAAUACAAAGUAAAGUAAAAGAAAAUUUAUAUUAAAUAUUAAAUUUAAUGUCGCUAGUGAGACUGGAGGAGCGGAAUCUCUGCACAGAAUUUAUCAUGCUGUGCUGUUUUCUAGUCUAUUUGCCAUUCGUAAAACUAUGCUUGCAUAUUUAUUGAAGUUGAUUUAUUCGAUAAAGUUUUAACGGUAAUUUUCUGGUCUUACACAAAUGUUUACAAUUUUGUUAGUAAUUACGUCUCGAAAACAAAAAAAAACCUGUACGCUUGUACAGUCUAGUUAAAUCAGGUGAUGUUUUGUUUAUGCAAUUUAUUCUUAUUCAUUUUGUAUCUGAGCAGUUUGUUUGUAUAGUUUUUUUAUUAGUACGAAGUUUCAGCGUGAUUGUAAACAUUUUAUGAGAUGAAUGGAUAUAUUUAUUUAUUAGCAAAUUUUUCCAUUGUUUCUGACAUUGUGGUAAUGGUACACUUAAGUAGUGUUAAGACGUUGUAUAUCGCGUGAUAUUAUAUCUUGUUAUUUAUUUAUAGUUCGGAAUAGUUUGGAGAAUAUUAUAUUGAUAUUUUAUGCAUUUGCGGUUUACAACCCGACUACGGUGCGGAGGUGGUGUUUAUUACUUGCAAUGAGAAAUGUUUACCAUUCCUUGUUUUCGGUAUAUCCCGGAUGUUCUAUUAAAGGGGAUUCGAUGACUACUAGUUAUACUGGUAGUUCCAUUUAUAUAUCACCUUUGUGUAUAAUGCCGUAGUGGGGCUGUGAUCUAUUUUAGAAUAUUGAUGUUAGCUGAAGCCUGUAAUAUUGAUCAAAUUAGACUUUAUUAUAUUUAGAAAAAGUGUGUAUGAUACAAGUCGAGGUUUUAUUUAUUUUGCACAGUCAUCUUUAAGUCUGUGCUAUUAUAUUAAAUUCCUAUUUGAAAUUUCAAUUGUGAAGUGUAAAAUGUGUCAAGUAUUUUUAUCGUUGCCACUAUUAGGCCGAUCAAUUAAAUAAUUGUUAUGAUUAUUGAGUAUCUGAAAUGAAUUAAGUGUCACAAAGAGUGUGUUUUAAAAAUAUUACUUAGUACCUAUAUUCUAAGGUUGAAAAUUAUUAAAUAACUGCGUU
Molecule: messenger RNA, 5310 nt
Organism: Spodoptera litura
Lineage: Eukaryota; Metazoa; Arthropoda; Insecta; Lepidoptera; Noctuidae
Gene: rdgB
Product: retinal degeneration B
Biological process (GO): phospholipid transport
Cellular component (GO): cytoplasm
Molecular function (GO): phosphatidylinositol binding; phosphatidylinositol transfer activity; metal ion binding
Source: RefSeq, a predicted model, not a curated record